Molecule: messenger RNA, 1158 nt
Organism: Clonostachys rhizophaga
Lineage: Eukaryota; Fungi; Ascomycota; Sordariomycetes; Hypocreales; Bionectriaceae
Source: the annotation of a GenBank genome assembly
AUGGCUGGGGAGGACAGCGGCAUCGCAAGGGAUCAUGCGGUGACAGGCCCGAACUCCUAUGUCAUAUUGGUGUUUGCCUGCAUCGCCAUCUACAAUGUCAUCGAGCUCACCUUCGUCAUCUGGGGUUCCUUCAAGAGGCACUCCGGAAUGUACUUUUGGACCUUUAUAGUGUCCACCUACGGCAUUUUGUUCUACUCGGUCGGGUUCAUCUUGAAGUCGUUCAUGCCAGAGAAAGUCGUCUACGUCUAUGUCACAUUCAUCGGUGCCGGGUGGGUGGCCAUGGUCACGGGUCAAUCACUAGUGCUAUGGUCUCGGCUGCACUUGAUUGUGCGGUCCAACUUCCGACUCAAGAUGGUUCUCGGGAUGAUCAUCGUGGACGCUAUCAUUUUGCAUGUCCCCAUUCUCGUGAUGCUGUACGGCGCCAACGGACCUGAUCCUGAUAAAUGGGUGGGACCAUAUGGAAUCUAUGAGAAGGUCCAGGUGACUGUCUUCUUCAUCCAAGAACUAAUCCUCUCGGCCUUUUACAUCGUCGAAACCGUGCGACUCAGCCGACUACAGGUCGUGAUGAGAAACAAGAAGCGAUCGCGGAACCUCAUGUACCACCUCAUCGUCGUGAACGUGGUCAUCAUCCUCCUCGACAUCACAAUUCUCGGUCUCGAAUACAGCAACAUGUAUGACAUCCAGACAUCGUACAAGGCCCUUGUGUACAGUGUCAAGCUGAAGAUGGAGUUCAACAUCCUCAACAAGCUGGUGGAAAUGACCACCGGAAACAGGGACCACAGCAGCUCUGGAGACCAGAACAAAUCCUCGGCGUAUGGAGGGAGAACUGCCAUAACGAACGCGGGUAUCGAGUUAGAGACGACCAAGAACGGUGGCGUCUCCCGAAACCCCAAUGUCUCAUAUUCGGCGUAUGCCCACAAGGGUAAUGAGGAGGCCGAUACUAGCGGGAGGUCAGCCGAGGGCUCUGCCAGCAAUGGGGUGAUAAUGACAACAACAGAGAUCGUCGUCAAGAGCGAGCAGCGAGAAUCGGACUCGGAAGUUGAGAGCUUCCAGGAGGCCGCGGUAACGGGCGGGGCAAGGCAUCGAGUGACGAGGGAGGACAGGGCCGAUCUGCCAAAAUCAUCAUCCGAGAUUCAUCUAGCGUCUCGGGGAGCCUAA